AGGAAACUAAACUAAUCCCAAUAAGGCCUAGUUUACCCUCUGGGUUGGAAGGUCAGAUGGCAGUCGCUUUCGCAAAAACUAGUGCCUACGCCAAAUCUUGGGAUUAGUUGUCAAGCGGACCCCAGGCUCCCAUGAGCCGUGGCAAAAUGCCGGGACAACGCGAGGAAGAUGAUGAUAAUAAUAUAUUAUAUCUAAUUUACAAUAAUCAUAUACAGUCGCAAUGUGUAUACAUACGAGUAUGUAUAAUUACAUGACAAUGGCAGCAUCAUCCUUGACAUGUAAUUUGCCGCAUGACUGGCUUGUCCGUGCCACUAAUUGCCGUGUGUGGGGAAAAAUCAACAAAAGAAAGUAUUCGUUUCAAAGUAGCCAACUGACCGGAAAAUUGUCCUGAUUUAGGGAAAGGAUAGCCUGCGGGUGGACAGUGUCAGAAAUUUUAUGAAUUAUUUUCCGAGCCGUAUUUGACUUCGAUUUCAAGGUGCCUGUGUGUGUAUGGGUAUGUGGAUAUAGUUUGUCAAUUGACAAGUUUUACAUUAUUAACUAACAAUAAGUAUAGGCUCUGAGUUACUUAAAAUAAAACGAGGGUUAAUUAAUUGGUGUUGUUAGACACUAAUAUUGUAGCGUGUGUGGUACCUAACAUUGAUGUUUAGUUUGGAAAAAACCUAUCAUAUUAUCAUUCGCUUGCCCUUAUCCCAUUCAUUUGGGGUCGGCGCAUAUCCUUCCAUAUCUUUCUGUCACCCGUCAUCUCAUCGUUCACUCGCGUUUGUUUCAUGUCAUCUCUCACACAAUCCAUCCACCGUUUCCUAGGUUUUCCUCUGCCGUUCCAUCCCUCCACAUUCAUUCGUAAUACCUUUCUCGUCACAUGACUUUCAUCCCUCCGCAUCAAAUGCCCAUACCACGCUAGGCGAUUCGCUCUUACUUUUUCUAUUAUGGGUGCAACUUUCAGACUUCCUCUUAUAUACUCAUUCCUUAUCCUAUCCAUUCUUGUAACACCACACAUCCAUCUUAACAUUCUCAUUUCCGCUACAUGCAAUCUUUUUUCAUCCGUCACUUUUAGGGCCCAACACUCUGAUCCAUGGUCUUAUGAUGGUUUUAUAAAUUUUACCCUUCAGUCGGAGGGACAUCCGGGCGUCACAAAUUGUUCCCGUGACCUGUCGCCAUUUCAUCCAUAAAAACCUAUCAUAUCCCGAAAUAAAAUUAUAUAGCAAGCAGCCAUUGUGUCGACGUAAUAAGAUAAGGAUUUUAAAUAUGGUCAGAAUAAAUUCAUAAAAAUCACUCAAUUCACUAAGUAUACAAACAUAAUUAAGUUAUUAAAACGACGUUGCUACAUUAGUUGAGCAUAGGUACAUACUGUUAAUAUUGAGUCUUUCCUCUAUAAUUAGAUAAUCGACGGCACCAAUUUAAUUUAGUUCUAAUUGUGAUGAAGACAUCGCGUGCGUUUUUUGGGAUCCUUAAACUUUUUCCAAUUCCAAGCUGACUAAACGUAAAACGUACGUUUUCUGUGAUUAUUAAUAACUACUUCAUUAGAACCAUUUAAAUUGUGUUUUUUUUUUCAAUUAGAAUCACGGGCGGCGAGAUUUUGCUUUAUUGUUUAAAGGCCUUUUAAUUAAAGGUGACAUUCGGAUGGGAGGGGGUGACUUCGGCAGCGUUACCGCUACAGGUAUUACGCGGGCGAUGCUGCUGUCAAUCUCCUUAAUUAAUAAAAUACGUAAUGAAAAAAACGUUCUAAUUGCGACACCGCUUCCCUAAAGCUGUUCUCUACUCUGAGUUGGCGGUGGGUAGGCGGAAGCACGGUGGUCAGCACCUGCGCUACAAGGACGUGCUCAAACGCCAUCGACCCUGAGCGUUGGGAGGAGCUUGCUGGAAAGAGGUCUUCUUGGCGUUCUACCAUCCAUAGCGGUGUCAAAACAUUUGAAAAUAACCGCCUCACUAGCCUAGACAUAAAACGUCAGUUACGGAAAGAGAUACCUAUGUAAGCUCUCCUACGUGUAAAUACACGUUCAACGCAGCUGGCCAACUUUAGUGUCAUGCGUGCAAUAGAUUAUUUAAGAGCAAGUUCGGUCUGGCCAGACAGAUUAAGGCUCAUACUAGAUAACGUCCAUAAUGUUUAUUUAGGAUCGCCGUCAUCAAAAACGAUGAGGAGGACUAUAAUAUAAUUGCGACAGCAUUGCGGCAACGCCAGCAAGAGGCCAAUUCGAACCUUUACUUCUUCUUCUCACUAGUUAUUACGAAAGUAACUGCUAUCUGACCAUUCAACCCAGAGGGGAAACUAGGAGUUAUCGGGAUGACUCCGGUUUUCUCACGAUGUUUUCCUUCACGGAAAUGCGACUGGUAAAUAUCAAAUGAAUAUAUCGUACUUAAGUUCCGAAAACCUCAUUGGUACGAGCCGGGGUUUGAACAUGCGACCUCCGAGUUGAAAGUCGCACGCUUUUACCGCUUGGCUGGCUACCAAGUUCAAGAAGCGUUGGUAGUACCAACGCUUCUUGAACCUACAUUUUACACGUGCAUGUAACUAAAUGACAUAUUAUUAUAGAUAGUAUAGAUGUCAAUGAUAACUAAAAUUACUAUUAUUAUAGAUGCCAAAAUGUACGAAUACGUUUGAUUGAACUGGCCUCUAAGGCACUUUAUCAAGGGAAUUUACAGUGAUAUCGCCCGCCUCAACGCUGCAGCAGUAACGUUAUAACAGUACCUUUGCUGUGGUCGAUGUCCGGUCCGAAUGUAACCGUUAUCGUUGCCACAUUACUGCUGCAGACGGCUGAUGUCAUAAAAAAUACACAAAACCACUGAAUUAGUGCAAUAUAUGAUACUGAACCCUUAUAUAAUAUUUAAACCCUACUUGAUGGUGAACGUUUACUAACUAAUGUAAAUUAAACGAUAAAGUAUUUUCAUCGUUAAUAGCCUAUAAAUAUGAGACAGCAAUAGUCAUCCUCAGUAUCAAGCUCAACUUUGCACCGGCCGCUAUGACGGACCAAAUACGCAAAAUUUUCACUAAGCAGACUGCUGUGUACCCUCAUGAUUACAAAACAGUUCGAGUAUAUAAGUACUUCAGAAGUUCUUACUUUAUUUCUGCUAUUUUGGGCUACAACUUCUUUCCAUUUUCGAUUUUCAAAUCAAGAUUCGCUAGAUUUUUUUUUACAAUUUAAGCUUUGUCCGUGUCCAUUGGAUUUUCAUAUCUGGUACUAAGUUAUGUCAAAUACCUAGACCGUUCGCCAUAUGUUUACAUAGCUGCUGAAUACAUUACUACUGUAACAUUGCUGCUCAUUAUGAAAGCUGAUAAUCGAGCACAAUUUUUAAGGAGCCUUGAAUUGAUUGAUGAUAAACUCCAUGUUGAUGGGUCAUAUUAUUACCGAAUACAGAAAAUAACUCAAUUCUUCGUUAUAACCGCUAUAUUUAUGAGAUUUUUUUAUUCAAUGGCGGUAUGCUUUUCAUUCAAACUUAACUGUGAUGAAUCUCCUGUGAUCGUCUUCACAUCAGGAUUCAUUUUGAUUGCCGUCGACGCAAACCAAAUACCACGUUUAAUAACGUUUUUUAUGAUCAAAUUUAGGGUAUCCCUUCUAAGGAAGAAACUGGAGAAAUUGUUUAAAAAUACUGCUAUACCUGUAAUUGACACAAAAGAUAAAAGAAAAAGUCUUCUUUUGUACCAGGACAUUUACGAAGAUAUUCUUGACUCUAUCAAUAUCAUCAGCAAACAAGUCGAUCCUUUCUUCCUGCUGAGCUUAGUUUGCAGUUUCCCCAAGAUAAUGCUUCUAUUGUACAAUAUCAUUGUGCUACAAAAAAGAGGGGUGCCGAUAAUUCACUUGGUAGCCCUGGGGUUGGAGGCGACGCAAUGGGCUCUAAUUCCGUGUCUACCGGGAAUCGUGUUCGAGGUGACCCGAGACCAUGUUGACAAAAUGAAACUAUUCCUGCUGAAACACUACAAAGAUAGUACUCGUAACAAUCACGCUAUCCGAGCGGAAAUAAAGGAAUUCCUGGACUACAUCGAGAUACGGCCAUGUCGCUACUUGCUGUACCGGUUCAUUCCAGUGGACCUGUCGCUUCCAGUCUGCUUAUUCCAUCUUUGCACCACAUAUCUCAUCGUCAUGAUACAGUUCUCGCAUCUGUUCGAGGAUGCUGCCUAGAUUGUAACCGAUUACGAGUAAAAGCCUCAUUUCGACGAAUAAAAUAAGGCUCAUGGUAGAGAUCGUUCAGAAAGAGAUUUAACACAAAACCAAUUCAACCACUUGAUAGAUCAAAUAUAAACAUGAUCGCUACCAAAUUAUAUGUCUGUAUUGUAAUUAAAUUAUGAUAUACAAAUAAUGGGUGGAUAUAAAGUAGAAGCAUAACAUAAAGACAACAGCUACUGGAUUAUGAAUUUUAAAAUCGAUAAUUAGAGCAUAUCCAAUAGCAUAUAUCUAUUAUGCACUCGGAAAUAAGUUAUAUUGUUUUCGAUUGCCGCAAUAGUUACUUAUGUCAUAAAACUAUUUAAACUAGUCUCCCAUAAAAUACACUCGUAUGACAUCUAUUUCAGUUUAUAAUAGCUAAAGUUACUUAAUGUGUGCAGGUACUUAUACAAUUGUAAUUGUAACAAAGCUUUUAAUGAUUCUAAAUAUGUAUUCAUUGUAAUAAAUUUAGUUUAAACUCUGAUUCUAAGUGAAAUUUCCGGAUAGGCAUUGGCAUAACAUAUGUGAAAUUUAUAAUUCAAAGUCGUACAGGUUCAUAAAUGUUAACCUCCUAACAUUUUCAGGAGGGUUUGGGCUGGUAGUUACUUUUAGAAUGGGCCUUAUUCAAUACCGUGGUAACCUAGUAAAAAUUUGCAUACACUUUAUUAUUUGAUGCGAAAUUUGGUUACCACUGUCCACUUAUUUAAACGUCGAAGAGAACAAGGUACUCGUACCUAGUUGAAAUUUUCCAGAAAGAGAUUUUACCACACAUAAUCACUGUCAUAUGUAUUGCACGUACGCAAGGCAAAAAAACUGAAUGUAUAACACCAAAUUUAAAUUACUUUAUUAUUAUAAACAUAUAAAUAUUACAUGGAACAACUCAAUAUUCGUCGUAGCUACUUUCAUAGGGUUAAUAUAUUUUUAUAUAUCACCCAUACAACUUUCGUUAGAAUGUGGUCUAUAAAUUGAUAAACAAUAUUGAUGUUUUGACAUCAAAGUGUACUUUAUCGGUAGGUUUCUAUGUCAAUAAAAUAGCUUUGAUAUAUUACGUUUAGUGCGUAGGCAAAUAAUAAAAGAGUUUGUAUCGAAGGGUUGAUCUAUAGCAUCAAGGUAAGGGGAAGUAUGCUGAGUCAACAAUAGUUUGUUUGAUCUCAAUGUGUUUGUCGUAGCCUUUAUUUUUAUUUUAUAAGGUACAUUAAAAAUAUAAUUUUUGUUAAGGUUAUUCUAAUUAAUUACAUAUACAAUUGUAACUA
Cydia pomonella (codling moth) is the source of this 5389-nucleotide messenger RNA. RefSeq lists its product as uncharacterized. The record is from RefSeq and is a predicted model, not a curated record. Bases 3261 to 4115 code for a protein of 284 amino acids. NCBI's taxonomy places the organism in Eukaryota, Metazoa, Arthropoda, Insecta, Lepidoptera, Tortricidae. Gene Ontology annotation, biological process: sensory perception of taste. The transcript has 4 exons. Gene Ontology annotation, cellular component: membrane.